Mauremys reevesii (Reeves's turtle) is the source of this 1599-nucleotide messenger RNA. RefSeq names its product transforming growth factor beta regulator 1 (gene FYRD1). The record is from RefSeq and is a predicted model, not a curated record. The transcript is spliced from 2 exons. Gene Ontology annotation, biological process: regulation of cell cycle. Gene Ontology annotation, cellular component: nucleus. Lineage: Eukaryota; Metazoa; Chordata; Testudines; Geoemydidae. Bases 266 to 1351 code for a protein of 361 amino acids.
AAAAGGGUUAAAAACCGAGCAGCCAAAUCCCCCGCUUGGCAGCGCAGGCAGGGACCGGAAUAACAGCGGGACCUUCCUGUGCCAGCCCCCAGGCAGCUGGGGCCGCGCUCCCGAGCCGGCUCCCGGCCUGUGCGUGCACAAGGAGCGGUCCCGGCUGCAGCGGGGCCCCGGGGGAAUCGGCCCGGCCCGGCGAGGUGAUGGUGCCCGGGCUUUCUGCUCCAGCAGGUCUGAAGGCGGAUAUCCCUCCAGGCGUGGUGAGCCGAGGAUGAAGAAGGUGUCAAGGAAGAGCCAGAAUGAGAAGUACCGGCUGAAAUACAGCCGGCUGCGCCGGGCGGCCAAGGCCAUGGUGUUCGAGAAUGCAGCCCUGUGCGACGAGAUUGCCCGGCUGGAGGAGAAAUUCCUGCGGGCGAGAGAGGAGCGUCGAUUCCUCUUCACCAAGCUGCUGCAGCUGCAGGCGCUGUCAGCCGAGGAGGAGAGCCCGGCGGUGCCACUGGGGGGCAUCUCAGCAGGGUACAGCGUGGCACCGAUGCCUGGCCCAGAUGAGCCAGCGCCUGCGGGGAAGCGGCCCAAGAAGGGCAAGGAGAAUGGGCGUGCGGCCAAGCGGCGGGCAGCACCAGACAGGGGGGUGCGGCGGCUGGUGCAGCCAGUGCCGCUGGACCCUUCGGGCCGGCCUGUCUUCCCCAUCGCGCUGGGUGGGCUGACGGUCUACAGCCUGGGUGAGAUCGUGGCCGACCGGCCAGGCUUCCACGACGAGGGAGCCAUCUACCCCGUGGGCUUCUGCAGCACACGGGUCUACGCCAGCAUGCGGCGCCCUGACCAGCGCUGCCUCUACACCUGCCAGAUCAAAGAUGGCGGCGUGGGCCCCCGCUUUGAGAUCGUGCCUGAGGAUGAGCCGGGCAGUGCUCUGGCGGGCACCACGGCCGACACCUGCCAUGCCCAGCUGCUGGCGGCCAUCAGUGCUGCCCGGGGGCGGCCUUACCCUGAGCUGGAGGCAGCCGGGGCUGAUUUCUUCGGCUUCUCGCACCCAGCCGUGCACAAUCUGAUUCAGAGCUGCCCCGGGGCCCGCAAGUGCGCGGCCUACCGCUGGGUGCGCUUCGAGGUGUGUCGUCCCGGGGAUGGGCAGGUGCCCCAGGGGCUGCCCGACAACUGCGCCGCCACCGACUUCCAGUCCUUCCGCCGCCGCGCCCAGGAGGAGGAGGAACGGGACCGCGGAGGGGGCGGAGCUGGGGGGCGUGCACUAGGGCUGACCCCUGCCCAGGCCUUCACUUCCCCCUGCUCCUAUGAGGAGGUGUUCCUGAGCCGCCCUCUCGAGUCCCCCAGCCAUGGCAGCCCCGAUGGCUCUGACGACUGAGACCCUCUCUCCCCCUCAACCCUGGUGUGGCCUCCGUGGAGCCACCCCUCCUGGUACGGCCUGCACAGCUCUUCCCAUGGAGCCGUCCCUCCCCUCUCCCCCAGCCUAUACAGAGUUCCCAUCCAAGCAUGGCCCCCACAGCUCCUGCCACUGAGCCCCCUCCCACCGUGUGGGCAUCACAUGCCCCUGGCAUGAUCCUCACGGCUCCUCCCACUGAGCUCUCCCUCUCCACCACAGCAUGACACCCC